ACAAGUCCACCACAUAUGAUAGAAGGUGCCCGUUUUUUAAUUACAUGUCUGCUGAGAUUGACAAGGCCACGUUCUCUGGGAAUUCUUAGCCGUACCGACAUGGGGGUAAAGAGGGUCCCCCCACCAAGUUCAUCCUGGAAUAAAGACACUCCUUCUGGUUUUUCUUUCUCCUUACAGGGUUCACCACGUAUAUGCGCAGCCCCGCCGGGGACAUUUUCAACCCCAAACAUUACCACGUCAACCAAGACAUGACUCGCCCUCUGAGCCACUAUUUCAUCGCCUCGUCUCAUAACACCUACCUCAUGGGAGACCAGCUGAUGUCCCAGUCCAGAGUGGACAUGUACGCUUGGGUUCUGCAAUCCGGAUGCCGAUGUGUGGAGGUUGACUGCUGGGACGGUCCAGACGGCGAACCUAUUGUCCACCACGGCUACACCCUGACCUCCAAGAUCCUCUUCAAAGAUGUGAUCGAGACCAUCAACAAAUACGCCUUCAUCAAAAGCGAAUACCCCGUCAUUUUGUCCAUCGAAAACCACUGCAGUGUUGCCCAGCAGAAGAAGAUGGCCCAGUACCUGGUUGAAAUUUUGGGGGACAAGCUGGAUUUGUCAACAGUCAACAAUAAGGAUCCCAACGAGCUGCCUUCCCCGGAGAGUCUCAAGGGGAAAAUCUUGGUUAAGGGGAAAAAGCUUCCAGCCAACAUCAGUGAAGACGCCGAAGAAGGCGAAGUGUCCGACGAGGACAGUGCCGAUGAGAUGGACGAUGACUGCAAGCUAAUGAACGGGGACGCUUCUUCUAAUCGGAAACGGGUGGAAAACCUCGCCAAGAAAAAACUGGACUCUCUGAUCAAGGAAUCUAAAAUCCGGGACUGCGAAGACCAAAAUAAUUUUGCCGUCACCACCUUGUCGUCCUCAGGGAAAUUGGGGAACAAGCCUGAUCUUAAGAAGAACAAGCACGAGGAAAACCUGGAAUCCGGUGAAGACGCCAUCCUCAGCAAACGUCACAACCGAUCCCUGAUGGGAAGCUUAACCAAACGCAAGAAAAAAUCCAGCAAACUCAAAAGGACCCCGAGUUUGGAAGAUGGAGAAGACGACUUUGAAUGCCAAGGAAACCUAACUAGAACCUCUGUCCAUUAUAGCAAAACAAAUCGGCAAAAGAAAACGAUGAAACUCUCCCGGGCUCUCUCGGAUCUGGUGAAAUACACUAGAUCCGUCGGAAUCCACGACGUGGAAUCGGAAAUUUCUUCCAGCUGGCAAGUCUCCUCCUUCAGCGAAACGAAAGCUCACCAAAUCCUCCAGCAAAAACCAGCCCAGUAUCUCCGCUUCAACCAGCACCAGCUCUCCCGGAUCUACCCUUCUUCCUACCGGGUGGAUUCCAGCAAUUACAACCCUCAGCCUUUCUGGAACGCCGGCUGCCAGUUGGUGGCGCUGAACUACCAAUCGGAAGGGAGGAUGCUGCAGCUCAACCGUGCCAAGUUCAGCGCCAACGGGAAUUGCGGCUACAUCCUCAAACCCAAGUGCAUGUGUCAAGGGAUCUUCAACCCCAAUUCCGAAGAUCCGCUGGCCGGCCAGAUGAAAAAGCAACUCGUCUUAAGGAUCAUCAGUGGACAGCAGCUCCCGAAACCUCGCGAUUCGAUGCUUGGAGACCGAGGCGAGAUCAUAGAUCCGUUCGUGGAAGUCGAGGUGAUCGGAUUGCCCAUGGAUUGUUGCAAAGAGCAGACCAGAGUUGUGGACGACAACGGUUUCAAUCCGAUGUGGGAAGAAACCUUGGUUUUCAACAUUGGCAUGCCAGAGAUUGCCCUGGUGCGUUUCCUGGUCUGGGACCACGAUCCCAUCGGGAGGGAUUUUAUCGGCCAGAGGACGAUCGCCUUUACAUCCAUGCUGCCAGGCUAUCGACAUGUAUACCUAGAAGGUAUGGAGGAAGCUUCCGUCUUCGUUCACAUAUCCGUCAACGACGUUUGUGGUAAGGUCAAACCAGCGCUGGGCAUAAAAAGUCUCUUUCUCAGAAAUCCAAAACAGGCCUCUCUCGACAGCCAUGUUGCUGGUCAGCUCAACCGCAAACAUUCCUUUAGCAGCCAGCUUUUACGGCGGACGGCCAGCGCGCCCACCAAGAGCUUAAAAAAGCCCAAGAUCGCCCUGGAUGCCCGAGACAAGAACUCGGAAGGAGCCAGCAAGGACCCCCUUCUGGAAGACACCUCCCACCCUCGCUUUGACCAAGAAUCCGACCUCCCGUCCCCGGCGGCGUCUCCUUCCCGAGAAGGUGUCAGCCGCACGGAAGUGGACCCUAAAGGAUCCAAAGAUGUCCACCAAUUCUCCAUGCACCGGUCGGCCCCUUCCUUAUGCAGUCUGCAGACCAUCCACGAAGAGCCCUUCGUCGCCAACGAGAACCAGCCUUCCCGCAGUUCCUGCUUCCUUCUGCCCGCCUGCCCCGCCAGCGACCCCAAAGAAGACUCCGUGCCUCGUCUUUUCCAGGAAGCCGUUCCAGAUGGACGCAACCGCCACCCUGGGCAUCUCGAGAGAACUUCUCGUUGGCAGCACCACGCGGGUUCGGAGAAGAUGCUUCUUGCUCCCAGCGUCUCGGAAGAGGAAGAAGGGAUGGGAAGCACCAAAAAAGGAGAAGGGUGGACAAGAGCUCCUUGCCACGGAGGUCUUCCCCAUUCUCAAGGGCAGCAAAACCACACGUCGGACAAUUGUGGGCUCCCCCUGGCUGGAAAUAGCCAGAAGAAGACAGACGGGUUGGUUCAACAGAUGACAAGCGAUGAGAAGAACAGAGUUGGACCACCAAACCAAUGCGAAAGGGACAACAGCAGCACCACGCCGACUCCACUCCACGCAACUCCCAAAGGAACCGUCGCAGUCCCCGUGCCACCGAACGUUGUGAGGAGACCGAAGGAUGAAGGAUACCAACGGUGUGACCACGGAGUCUCUCCGAAGCAUCCUGACAACUGUUCUCCUGCGCCGGAGGUUUAUUGGGACGCCACGGUCCACGACCGGAUCUGGAGCAAGCUUGAUUUCAGCACCCACAGAGACAGCAUGUCCUCUUCUUCCAGCAUGUCUUCCAACGAUACCGUCAUAGACCUCUCCUUGCCCAACCUUGCCCGGAAGAGCCUCCCCGACCUUGGUGCUCAUAAGACCUCGGAUGUCGUCGUCCCCCAGAGAAGAAUUGUCAGGCCCUGGUCCGCGAACGCUGCCUCUGGACGCGAAGUCCCCACGGUGACCAAGAGCAAAUCCAACCCCAACUUGAGGUUGGAUCAACCCGUGGAAGACGACUUGCGCCCGAGACCGCUCGGCUUCUCCUCGGUCUCCAGGAGGCACACCUGGAACCGCUUGUACGUGGAGAGCCUCAAGCGGCCGUGCCUCAAGUCCGAAGAGCAGAAGAACCUCGAUCCCAACCCCGUGAAGUCCAAAAGCCUUGGAGACCUCACCUCGGACGACAUCACGUCCACUUCGGAGAGCAAGUACCGGAGCAUCCGCCGAAGUUUCGCCACCCGUUCGGCGAGGGGGGUCCAGCACCAUCGCGGGGCCUUCAAGACUUCGGGAAGAUGUCCGGACGGGUUGACCGAGCGCCUGAAGAAACUCACCUUCUUCCAGCAGGAGAACGACAUCACUUCCCCCACUUGUCUGGACCCUCCCAAGGCUGAAGAGGAAAAAGAGGAAGAAGAAGAAGAAGAAGAAGAAGAGGAAGAGACCAUCCUGCUCCGAAGGUCUUCUUCUCGGAGUCAAAGCAGGGUGAGGUACAUCGCCAACCGAGCCAGGCAAGCUCAAGAAAGGCAGAAGCUCAAAAGUUUGGCCUUGAACAAGGGGAGUCCCAUCGAAGAGCGGGGCAUCCCCGAAGGAGCCUGCUGUUUCCCGGGGGGCCGUUACUCGGACCCGGCUUCCCCUGGCUUGUUUACAUCCCAACUCAAGAACCCGACGGGCUCGGACCCCGACACCGACGUCGUCUUUACCUUCAAACUCUGACGGUGGGAAGGGCUGAACCAGAAUCGAUGUUUACAUUGCUGUCGGAGCAAAACCCAACAGUCCCCCUUUCCCUGGUUUUCUUUAAAAUUUAUAUAUGCCUAGUGCAGAAAACCCUCGUUCAAUGAGGGAGGACACUCCUCCUCCUCCUCCUCCUCUCCAUAAACCCCACUACCUUCUAGUACUGAUGAUGUUACCUAGUUGGGUAAUGGAACAUCUGAAAGAAAAUCACCAAGCUCAGAGAGUACCAAGGACUCCACAUUCUUCCUCCUCCUCCUCCUCUUCCUCCUCCUUCGUCGUCCUCCUCUUCCUCCCCCUCUUCCUCCUCCUUCCUCCUCCUUCACCAUCCUCCUCUUCCUCCUCCACCUUCCUCCUCCUUUCUCCUUUCUCCUCCUCCUCCUCCUUCCUCCUUCUCCUCAUUCCUCCUCCUCCUCUUCCUCUUCCACCAACUUCUGGUGGCAGGCCGUUCCACUGGUUAAUUGCCUUCACCGCUAGGAAGUUCCCCCUUAGUUCUAAGUUGCUUCUCUCCUUGAUUAGUUUCCAUCCGUUGCUGCUUCUCCUGCCCUCAGGGGCUUUGGAGAAUAGCUUGACUCCCUCUUCUUUGGGGCAGCCCCUGAGAUAUUGGAAGACUGCUAUCGUGUCUCCCCUGGUCCUUCUUUUCAUCAGACUAGACCUACCCAAUUCCAGCAACCGUCUUUGUGGCUCUUCUCUGCCCUCUUUCUAGAGUCUCCACAUCUUUUCAGAUAUUUCAUCUUAACAAUUUGGAUGGGUCAAGUUGGAUUCUUCCAGUAAUCUGGAGUUCCUAAGAACAACCAAAGAGGUUAUUGGUAAUAUUCCUUCUGGAAUAAUGCAAAUUUACCGAGCUGGAUCAUAAGAUCUGCCUUGGGCAAGGGGUUAGACUAGAAGUCCUCCAAGGCCCCAAUUCUAGUCCAGUGAUUCUCCCUCCCUUCCCUUCUACCAUCUGCACUGUCACUUCCGUUUCAUUUUUUUAGGAGAAACAAAUCUAGGUAAUCAGUUACCUAGUGGGACAGCCAGGAACAGCGGAAAGCAGCUAGGGAAUAGGGGACAAAUUUCUCUCUUUUAGAAACCAAAGUUUCUUUCCCCCACCAUUUUCAGAUUAUUAUUAUUAUUAAAAAAAAAAAAAAACAAGUUUGCACAAAAAUUUGCAUGCGUUCCUGUGUGCGUUUCUAUAAAUGGAUGCAUUUUGGUACUCCGUUUUUUCCUAAGAUAAACCGUUGUUGCUUUGAUGUUUGCGAGUCGAACGUCUCCUUCGAAAGUUUGACUAAGGGGUGGGUGAAGGUUGAGGCAGCAAGAAUAACCAGUGAGAUUCUUCGUUCUUAGUUCAUAAUCACCAAAGAUGGUUCCCCCCACCCCACCCCCGGAAAUACCUUUCUGGAUGUUUAUUGCUUGUCUAUUUUGCACUUAUAUUUUUUUAAAUAAAAUCAAUGCUUUAAAAGAACAUUAGAAACCGAUGAACUCUGCUCGGAGUUAAACCGGAGAUUAAACUCCUCCUUCAACCUAUUUGCUUGACUCCCCCUUGCCUAAUUAAUGUAUUAUAAUUAAUCCCAAUUUUUUCCCCCCCAAAAUAAGAUUUAAAAAAUCAAGAGAUUAUAUUAAGAGAUCGUAUAAAUUGAAUUUUAUUUUUUAGCUCUUGUUAACGUGUGGUUGGAGAGUACGAAAUAGGCCGAGGGAUGGAUUUUAUUUGUCGUCGUUUAGUUGGUUUCUUCUUUCUAAACUGCAAAUAAUUUAAAAUCUAUUUGUAAAACCACUUGACGCAACUCCAAAAAAUAAAGAUUAUUUAACCUA
This is a messenger RNA of Pantherophis guttatus, 5756 nucleotides long. The record is from RefSeq and is a predicted model, not a curated record. NCBI's taxonomy places the organism in Eukaryota, Metazoa, Chordata, Lepidosauria, Squamata, Colubridae.